Cotesia glomerata is the source of this 1108-nucleotide messenger RNA. It is a transcript of the gene Vps60, whose product is annotated as charged multivesicular body protein 5. NCBI's taxonomy places the organism in Eukaryota, Metazoa, Arthropoda, Insecta, Hymenoptera, Braconidae. Gene Ontology annotation, biological process: late endosome to vacuole transport via multivesicular body sorting pathway; vesicle budding from membrane. Gene Ontology annotation, cellular component: multivesicular body. The record is from RefSeq and is a predicted model, not a curated record. The transcript has 4 exons. The coding region runs from base 112 to 777 and encodes 221 amino acids.
UAUCUAUGACAACAAAAAAUCAAAUGACAUCUUGAAGUUUUGUUCUAUUUAUGAUUUCAGAAAAACAAAUCUCUAAAGUGAUAAUUAAAUAAAAAUAAAAAUAAAAUCAAGAUGAAUCGAUUAUUCGGGCGUGCAAAACCAAAAGAACCAGGUCCAAGUUUGUCUGAUUGUAUAGCAGGAGUAGACAGCAGAGCUGAUACAGCUGAAAAAAAGAUCCAAGCUCUAGAUGUUGAGUUGAAAAAAUGCAAAGAUCAGAUGCUCAAGAUGAGAGACGGCCCGUCUAAGAACGCUGUUAAGACCAAAGCGUUGAGAAUAUUAAAACAACGUAAAAUGUACGAGAGUCAAGUGUCGAAUCUGAGACAACAAGCCUUUAAUAUGGACCAGACUAAUUAUGCUACUCAGUCAUUGAAAGACACUCAAAUUACUAUUGCAGCUAUGAAAGACGGAGUCAAGCAAAUGAAGAAUGAGUUUAAAAAUAUUAAUAUCGAUCAAAUUGAGGAUGUCCAAGAUGACUUGGCAGAUAUGCUAGAGCAAUCUGAAGAGGUCCAGGAAGUUCUUGGUCGUAGCUAUGGCACGCCUGAAAUUGAUGAUGAUGAACUCAAUGCUGAAUUAGAUGCUCUAGGCGAUGAAAUCGGCCUGGAAAGCGACGGUUCAUUUUUGGAUGACGCCAUUACUGCUCCAAAUGCUCCCGAUAAAGAACCUGGUGCUGCAUCUAUCAGAAAUAAGGACGGAGUUCCUGUCGAUGAAUUUGGAUUACCCCAGAUACCAGCUAGCUAAGUCAAUUUAAAAUUUUAAUCUAUUCAAGUCACUACUACAAUUAAUUACAGCUUUAUGAAAAUGAUGUAAUCAAUUUUCAGCUUUAUAAUAAUUACAAAAAUUCAUUUUAUUAAAAUAACAAAAAAAAAAAUAAUAGUAGAAAAAAUUUAUUAUCGAAUAAUACAUUAAUUAAUAUUUUUUUCAUUUUUAAAGUUUAUUAAAAAAUAUUAUAAUUCUUUAAAUUUAAUUAAAAAGUAUAUUUAAAUGAAGGCCAAGUGUGUCUGAUGAUAAGCAAUUAUGUACAAUGUUUAACCUCAGUAAUCCAAAGUAAAUAUAUUUUUUGCCACGAUAA